Messenger RNA from Canariomyces notabilis, 1188 nucleotides. RefSeq lists its product as uncharacterized. The coding region runs from base 265 to 969 and encodes 234 amino acids. The record is from RefSeq and is a predicted model, not a curated record. The transcript has 2 exons. NCBI's taxonomy places the organism in Eukaryota, Fungi, Ascomycota, Sordariomycetes, Sordariales, Chaetomiaceae.
GGAUGAGAUUCCCGUCAACCUCAGAAGAGCACCCUAGCCGUACUGUAAGUUACCUAUUCACUUCAAUUCAAUACAGAUAUUUCCUAUUGUAAGUAACGUAUGUACUGUACAGUACAGCACCUCUACGGACCCUGUACCGUACCACCACUGCAAGGGAACCUUGGCAGGAACAUCCCGAUCCACUAACUCCACUCACGACUUCCUGUCUGGCUUGCUCAAUGCGGUACGAAACUGUUUCUGAGUCUUUGGGAAUUGGAAUGUCCAAUGGAAUGGGCAGCCUAUGUAGUGAGUAAGGCAAGCACGUUCCCGAAAGAUUUACUGUGGAUACUAGGUACCUACCCGACACAACCAGGCACGCGCUUGCGUGGUAAAUUAGGGGACGGCAUGACCGAAGAUCAUUGCCGGUUGGCGUAUCUCGUGUAUCGUGUCACCGACGCAGACCAUUGCGUGUUGUCUAACGCAAUGCAAGCGCGAUGCAAGAUUCAAGAUUCCAGAUCCGUAGGGACGUGGAGAGGGAGGUCGAUACUAUUAAAGGCAGAUGGAUGUCGCCAGCGUCAGAGCAAAACAGAUUCAGGACAAGAGAGGUCUGUUUGGCUCUUGAAAGUUUCAACCGCACGGCCGUCGGAACGCCUCCCGCCCCCGAUUUGGCCGUUCAAUAUCAUCACGCUUUCCUCGCAGCUCUGGCGCAUUCACAGCUGCAGUGGCCCUGUUCCCGUGCAGCAUGUAGUACUCGUCGGUUGCAUGCGCCAGCACCGGGUGCCGCACGACGCAGACACACACGUCCUGGGAAGAUAUGACUUUGUCGAUGUUGCUUUUCGGUGUCAUAGCAUAUCCGGUCAUUUUCGCCAAUCUGUGCUCAUGUUCUUCCUCGAAUGCGCUAACACUGGGGUCACUCGCGACACCAUCGCUUCCGAUGAGCAACACCAACCCACUGAGGUGUUACAAUGUGGAACCUAUUAUAUGCCAUGAAUUGCCUAUUCUCGCCCAGAAGGGAACGAACAGACUCAACGACCCGUCUUCCCACCCUCUAAGGAGGCACUGGCUGACCCCUUAGACACCGUCCCAGUCGACGAAAACUCCUUACCGACACCAUCGGCCGCCGAUGCGGGAACCCGAGUCUGGAGUCCCACAAGCCAGGAGAUCUGCACAGUCGAUACGACAAGCCUUUGCGAUUACUUCUUGGUGUGA